UUUCCUCUUUCGUACUUGAGUGCAUGAUACUGCCUGAUUUCUGCGCGACAAACUGUAAAUAUAUUCGUGUUCUCUUCAACUACAGGGGCUGAUGAAAAAUAAUGGCACAUAAUCAGCAUGCUGAGUUUGUGGACACACACUUCGAAGCUCUCAUUCAGAGAUGUACAUCUGUGAUGUCUAUCGCUGAUAAACUGUAUGAAAAAAGAGCGUUCAGCUGGGAAGUGUAUUCAAAGAUCACAAACGCAACUUCUAGAGCAAACCAAAAAAGGGAGCUCUCGAACAUUGUGAAAUCUGGAGGACGUGAUAUAAAAUCUGCUUUUUACCAAGUACUGCAAGUACUCCAGCCAGAUGUUAUUCAAGAGCUUGGAGGAUCAUUCUCACAGACUGGGAAUGAAAAUCAUUUAUCUGAGUCCCACCAUCAGAGGGAAGAACCAACAAGGGCACAAAAUAUGCCUGACAGACCUGAAGACGCGAUUAUCAGGUGGAGCCCGUCCUCAAUAAAACACAGAGGUAAAAUAGAGGAGCUCCGGAAAGAUACCUCAAGGAAAAAAGUGGGAAGCAUCUAUUUCUCCAAAAGCAAUAACUACAUGAUUGGCUCUGGAGGAAGUGGCAUGGUAUAUCUGGGCUUGAAGGAAGAUGGCACUGAAGUGGCCAUUAAACGGAUUUUCAAAGACCCACAGAACAGCAAAGACUUUGAAAAUGAGCUGAAGCACCUACGAGAUCUAAAUCUUGAGAGCAAGAAUAUUGUCAGAUAUGUAGACCUAGCUGAGGAUGACGAUUUUUAUUAUCUGGCACUACAGCUGUGUGAACAUGACCUUGUGGACCACAUGAAGAGUCUUGAUCUCCAAGAGCAAAAUAACAAAGAGUUCGACUUGAGGAAAAUAGUGCAGGAUGUGCUGCUCGGCCUUCAAGUUCUUCACAGUGCCGGAGUGAUACAUCGGGAUAUAAAGCCAAAAAACGUUUUGAUAGAUUCAGGGAAAAAUGCGAGGCUGGCUGACUUCGGGUUAAGUCGCAAACUGGAGGAGGGCAGAAGCGCAGUGCACACGGUUCGAGCCGGGACACAAGGCUGGGAGGCAACAGAGAUCCUGAAUCAGUCAGAAAAGGGCGAUUACAAGAAGAGCUCAGACAUCCAGGUUGCUGGGAUGCUGGUUUACUACAUUCUCUCUGAUGGCAAACAUCCAUUUGGGGGCAUAAAUGACCGUGAGGACAACAUAAGGAAAGGGAAGUGCUGUCUUGACCAUGUUCAGGAUAUAGUAGCCAAAGACCUGAUUGAGUGGAUGAUCAACAAAGAUCCAGCAAAAAGACUAACCAUUGAUGAGGUCCUCGUUCACCCUUAUUUCUUGGAUGAGCACAGGAAAUAUACAAUCCACAAAGAGCUGGGUGACAGGCCUGAAAUCCAGAAGUAUGAGACCUUAGCAAAACUUUAUAGCUUCUACAAAGACAAAGGACACACAGAGGGAACAGAACCUACAGCAACACUGGCUCUCAGUGACGCUCUCAGUGAACUUAAAAUCAAGGACGAGAAAACGAGACUGGACAUCAGCACUAUAGUGGGUAAAGAUUUAGAAAACCUUUGGAGGCUCUUCAGCACCGCGGAGAAAAUCACAGAGGGAAAGAGCUUUUCUAAUUGGAAAUCAGAUAGUCUAGGAGAGUUACAUGAGUAG
Messenger RNA from Danio aesculapii, 1664 nucleotides. RefSeq names its product serine/threonine-protein kinase/endoribonuclease IRE1-like. Gene Ontology annotation, molecular function: protein serine/threonine kinase activity; RNA endonuclease activity; ATP binding. Gene Ontology annotation, biological process: intrinsic apoptotic signaling pathway in response to endoplasmic reticulum stress; regulation of apoptotic process; IRE1-mediated unfolded protein response. Bases 102 to 1664 code for a protein of 520 amino acids. The record is from RefSeq and is a predicted model, not a curated record. Gene Ontology annotation, cellular component: IRE1-TRAF2-ASK1 complex. The transcript is spliced from 9 exons. Lineage: Eukaryota; Metazoa; Chordata; Actinopteri; Cypriniformes; Danionidae.